CAGAUGAUACAUUUUGUGACACUAUAUAUCCGGUUAGAUGAGAUGUACCGGCGUUCGCCUGAACUCUAAAUUACAAUUUAGAGCUCUCAUACGGCUUUCUACACAGGCGUCACCGCGUAAUCAGCCAGUACUGCGGCGCAGAGGCAGCUGGCCCUUGGCCGGUGGUGGUGCCUCAGGCGUAGCAGGUUCUGCCCCUCGGCGCGGAGGCGCCAGGAGCCGCAGGACGGUUCGCAGUGUGUGCUGUCACGCACUCGCCAUUUGUGACCUGGCGGGGGACUUGCCCAGCUCCCACUGCCCCGACUCCGGCGCCGCGGUUACUGCUCAGUUCCGCUGAGAUCAGGCUGCGUACGGCGCCUGCAAGGCACCUUAGUCAGAGGAUUUCUUUCUGUGAGGCUGAUAGCGGCGUUUACUUUGGAUCGUGCAGGCAGCCUUGCGUGCCGUACGGACUUCGGGCACGCAGAGGCAUAAUUAGCCUGGGAGGCAGAGAAGCCAGACAUCUCUUAGUAAAAUUUAACAAACGAUGGGAAAUAAAAGAAAGAUGCUUUCGCCCUGGCCCCUCCUCCCUGUAGUCGGCUGUCUCCAGCUGCGAAGAUGCUGUUGAUAGAAAGGGGCUGCUGGUGCUUUAAGAGCCGCUCCCCCCGCUCCUGCUCCCGACAAUGGUCUGAGCCGAGCUCUGCUUCCGAAAGCAAAAUUUGUAAUAUGCCAUUUUUCCCAUGGAUGCUUCUCCUCUUGGCUGCCGACGAAGUGACUGAAGAAAAUGCUAAGAUGCCAAGCUGCCAGUCUUGCCGGCGGAUGGAUGCGGGGGCUUGGGGUUCCUCGGAGCAACGCCUGUGUCACCAUUGCUAGGAAGAUGGCCCAGGAGUGCUUGGCUGUGUGAGACCCCGCUCGAAGCUGGUGGAGGCUGCGGUUGUUAUUGAUCAAGUGAAAUAGCAGACGACGAAAUACAAAAGCCACUAGAAAUGAUGUGUGAAGUGAUGCCGACGAUAAACGAGGACACCCCAAUGAGUCAGCGGGGGUCCCAAAGCAGCGGGUCGGACUCAGAUUCUCACUUUGAGCAGCUGAUGGUGAACAUGCUGGAUGAAAGAGACCGUCUCCUUGAUACUCUUCGGGAGACACAGGAAAGCUUGUCACUUGCCCAGCAACGCUUGCAGGAUGUUAUCUAUGACAGAGACUCCCUUCAGCGACAGCUUAACUCAGCACUGCCCCAGGAAUUUGCUGCACUGACAAAAGAAACUUUACAUGCGUGCAGGGAACAGCUGCUUGAAAAAGAGGAGGAGAUUUCAGAACUGAAAGCUGAAAGAAACAACACAAGACUGUUACUGGAGCAUUUGGAGUGCCUUGUCUCAAGACAUGAAAGGUCGCUGAGGAUGACAGUGGUGAAACGGCAAGCACAGUCUCCCUCAGGAGUUUCCAGUGAAGUUGAGGUCCUCAAAGCUCUGAAAUCUCUGUUUGAGCACCACAAGAGGUCCCUUGCCCUGGAUCGGUAUCUGCGGGAGGGUUUGCGGGUUUCUUUAGAAAGAGUCUCUGCACUGGAAGAAGAACUAGCUGCUGCUAACCAGGAGAUCGUGGCUUUGCGUGAACAAAAUGCACUCAUUCAAAGGAAAAUGGUAACUGGUGAAGGACCUGUUGAAUCAGAGCACAUCGAAGGAGUGGAGCAAGGGCAAAAGGUGCAUGAAAAGCGCCUAUCGAAUGGCUCCAUAGACUCAAACGAUGAAGCCAGUCAAGUUGUUGAACUCCAGGAACUACUGGAAAAGCAAAACUAUGAAAUGGCACAAAUGAAAGAGCGUUUGGCUGCGCUGUCUUCACGAGUGGGAGAGGUGGAGCAGGAAGCAGAGAAUGCCAGAAAAGAGCUCAUUAAAACAGAGGAAAUGAACAGUAAAUAUCAGAGAGACAUUAGAGAGGCAAUGGCACAAAAGGAAGAUAUGGAAGAAAGAAUAACUACGCUGGAGAAGCGCUACCUCAGUGCACAAAGAGAAUCCACUUCCAUACAUGACAUGAAUGAUAAGCUGGAAAAUGAGCUUGCAAACAAGGAAGCCAUCCUUCGUCAGUUGGAAGACAAAAACAGGCAACUGCAAGAGCGUCUUGAGCUGGCUGAGCAGAAGCUGCAGCAGACCAUGAGGAAGGCUGAAACCUUACCUGAAGUGGAGGCUGAACUGGCUCAGAGAAUUGCAGCUCUGACUAAGGCAGAAGAAAGACAUGGAAACAUUGAGGAACGUAUGAGACACUUAGAAGCUCAACUUGAAGAGAAGAAUCAGGAACUUCAAAGAGCAAGACAAAGAGAAAAGAUGAAUGAGGAACACAACAAAAGAUUAUCGGAUACUGUAGACAGACUUUUGACAGAAUCUAAUGAGCGUCUGCAGCUACACUUAAAGGAGAGAAUGGCAGCACUUGAAGAAAAGAAUGUUUUGAUUCAAGAAUCUGAAAGUUUCAGAAAAAAUCUUGAAGAGUCUUUACAUGACAAGGAAAGACUUGCCAAAGAAAUUGAGAAACUAAGAUCUGAACUGGAUCAAAUGAAAUUGAGGGCUGGCUCUUUAAUCGAACCAACCUUGUCAAGGCCUCACCUUGACACCUCAGCGGAGCUGAGGUAUUCUGUGGGCUCCCUGGUUGAGAGCCAGGGUGACUAUCGGUCAACUAAAGUGAUAAGGCGACCUAGAAGAGGCCGGAUGGGAGUACGCAGAGAUGAACCAAAGGUAAAAUCACUUGGUGAUCGUGAAUGGAACAGGACCCAGCAGAUUGGCGUUUUGAGCAGCCAUCCCUUUGAAAGUGACACUGAAAUGUCUGACAUCGAUGAUGAUGAUAGAGAAACACUUUUCAGCUCCAUGGACCUCCUAUCACCAAGUGGUCAUUCUGAUGCUCAGACUCUGGCCAUGAUGCUUCAGGAACAGCUAGAUGCAAUCAAUAAAGAAAUCAGGUUAAUCCAAGAAGAGAAAGAGUCAACAGAAUUGCGUGCUGAAGAGAUAGAGAACAGAGUGGCCAGUGUGAGCCUGGAAGGCUUAAAUCUAGCCAGAGUCCACCAAGGUACCUCCAUUACUGGCUCGGUGACGGCAUCAUCACUUGCAAGCUCAUCUCCUCCCAGCGGACAUUCAACUCCUAAACUUACCCCUCGCAGUCCAGCCAGGGAGAUGGACAGAAUGGGGGUUAUGACACUGCCGAGUGACCUAAGGAAACAUCGGAGAAAGAUUGCAGUAGUUGAAGAAGAUGGCCAUGAAGAUAAAGCCACAAUUAAAUGUGAAACUUCUCCUCCUCCAACACCCAGAGCUAUCAGAAUGACUCAUACCCUUCCUUCUUCAUACCACAACGAUGCCAGAAGUAGUUUGCCUGCUUCAUUGGAGCCAGAAAGUAUUGGUCUUGGCAGUGUGAGCAGCAGCCAGGACUCCCUGCACAAAGCUCCCAAAAAGAAAGGAAUCAAGUCUUCGAUAGGACGUUUAUUUGGUAAAAAGGAGAAGGCUCGACUUGGACAGCUCAGAGGUUACAUGGAAACGGAGGCAGCAGCUCAGGAAUCUCUGGGAUUAGGGAAACUUGGAACCCAAGCAGAAAAGGACCGAAGAUUAAAGAAAAAACAUGAACUUCUGGAAGAAGCCCGGAGGAAAGGUUUGCCUUUUGCACAGUGGGAUGGGCCAACAGUGGUUGCCUGGCUGGAACUCUGGCUAGGCAUGCCAGCCUGGUAUGUUGCUGCCUGUCGUGCCAAUGUGAAAAGUGGAGCUAUCAUGUCUGCUUUGUCUGAUACUGAGAUUCAAAGGGAAAUUGGAAUCAGCAACCCUCUUCACCGCUUAAAGCUCCGAUUAGCAAUCCAGGAGAUGGUAUCCUUGACAAGUCCAUCAGCACCUCCAACAUCCAGAACGCCCUCAGGCAAUGUUUGGGUGACCCAUGAAGAAAUGGAGAACCUUGCUGCUCCAGCUAAAACGGAGUCUGAAGAAGGCAGCUGGGCUCAGACCCUGGCUUAUGGUGAUAUGAACCACGAGUGGAUAGGUAACGAAUGGCUCCCCAGUCUGGGGUUACCUCAGUACCGAAGUUACUUUAUGGAAUGCCUGGUGGAUGCAAGGAUGUUAGAUCACCUGACAAAGAAAGAUCUACGUGUGCACCUGAAAAUGGUGGAUAGCUUUCAUCGAACAAGCUUGCAAUAUGGAAUCAUGUGUUUAAAGAGGUUGAAUUAUGAUAGAAAAGAACUGGAAAAGCGAAGAGAAAUGAGUCAGCAUGAAAUAAAAGAUGUGCUGGUGUGGAGCAACGACCGAGUCAUACGCUGGAUACAAGCUAUUGGCCUCCGAGAGUAUGCUAAUAAUAUCCUAGAAAGCGGUGUGCAUGGUUCACUGAUAGCACUGGAUGAAAACUUUGACUACAGCAGUUUAGCUUUGUUAUUGCAGAUUCCAACACAGAACACCCAGGCACGGCAAAUCCUCGAGAGGGAAUACAACAACCUUUUAGCACUAGGAACUGAAAGACGGCUUGAGGAAAGUGACGACAAGAACUUCAGACGUGGUCCCUCCUGGCGGCGACAGUUUCCUCCACGUGAGGUUCACGGGAUCAGCAUGAUGCCAGGCUCGUCAGAAACAUUGCCAGCUGGGUUCAGAUUAACCACAACAUCAGGGCAGUCACGGAAGAUGGCAACUGAUGUUGCUUCAUCACGACUGCAGAGUUUAGACAGCUCAACAGUUCGCACAUACUCAUGCUGACAAGGCCUAGAAAAGAAGCCAGCACUAAAUUGUUAUGUCGUCUCUUUCUUCUACUUUACCUGAAGUGCACUACUCAAAACUCUCUGCAAGAACAGGGUAAUAGGGAAGAGAACACGUAAGGUUUUAUCAGGCAAACAGCUAUGAUGUUCCUUUCAUGUACCGAUGAGUUGAAAAAAACAAGAACUCCAACAUUAACUAACAAAAGAUAAUUGCUAACUGAAGAAAACAAACAAAAAGGCAAAGCAAAACCUCCCCCUUUCCUCUCAGCAUCUCUGUCAUCAGAAAUCUGGCAGUAGUGCACAUCCAAAGCUUUUAUCAAACAGAGCCGCUCAUUUUUACAGGAUUCCAUCUUGUUUUACUGUACAAUAUCAGACAUCUCCGUAUUUACUGUGUACGUAUUUCCUUUUCCAAUGUGUAAGUCUUAUGUAAAUGGUUAUAAAUAUGAUUUUUUUAAAGAACAAAAAUCUAUGGUACAUGGGGUCUCAGUGCAAACACUGACCACACGGUGUCAAUAAUACUGUUUGUACCUUUCCAUUCCACCAUUUUUACAGUUUUUUGGAUUGUAAACAGUCAAAUGGAUAUAGAAUCAUAGAAUCGGUCAGGGUUGGAAAGGACCACAAGGAUCAUCUAGUUCCAACCCUCCUGCCAUGGGCAGGGACACCAUACCCUAGAUCAGGCUGGCCAAAGCCCUAUCCAGCCUGGCCUUAAGCACCUCCAGGGAUAGGGCCUCAACCACCUCCCUGGGCAACCCAUGCCAGGCUCUCACCACUCUCAUGGUGAAGAACUUCCUCCACAUGUCCAGCCUGAACCUACCCAUCUCCAGCUUCGCUCCAUUAAUAUGUUUAGCCAGAGUUAGAAGCUUCAACAGUGUUCCUUCUGAGAAAAAUCUGUCUAUGAUGAACAUCCGCCUCUGAUGAUGUAUAAUGGAAUGAUAGAACCUGUAACCAGGAGCCAAAAAAUAAAUGGACCUCUAAAGAAGCACCACGAGGGCUCAACUCUUAAAAACAAAUAAAUCCAGAAGAACUGUUUAUAUAUAUUUAAAAAAAAAGUAAUUUAAAAAGCAGUUUAUUAAAACAUGAUUUAUAAAAAAAAAGUAGACAAAAAAACUUUCUGCUGCAUUAUCUGUGGACCAAGAUGAAACUUUGCUUUACCAAGAGCCACCUUUUUCGUUCCAGGACCUCCAGACACCAGCCAGCAUUGGGAAAAAAAAUUCAAUACUUGCACAGAAUCAGAUUCUUCUUUCCAGAGAUCUAUUUCAGAAAGGGAAAAAAAAAAAAAAAAAACAAACAAAAAGAAAGAAGAGAGAAGCCAACCCCCUCACCAUUUCUUCAUUGUGACAGGGCAUUAGACAGGCUCCUCUCUAUCGUUAUGCUUUUAAGCCAAGAUGGCCUUGCUGAGACUUUACAGAAGUCAGUUGGAUCAGAGGAAAUAAGUGAAAGACAGAGCGAUUGGUUAAUAUAUGGCGUAUAAAGUUUAGAAGAGCAACUAUUAUCUGCUGUGGCUUUAUUUGGUGGUGUUAUUGUUGUUUAUUCUUUGUUUAAAUGGGAAGUUUCAAAGUAAGACCUACUUAAUAGUCAUGUACCUUCUUGCUAUUUUUCUGCUGCUUGAUCUUAAGCUCAAGACCUGUCUUUUAGUUAUUUCUUUUAGCAGUUUUAUCUGCAAUGUUUGCACGUACAUAAACAUUUGUUUUGUCUAUUUUCAUCUGGCAAACUUCAGUCAAUCCGAUGGUGAAAGAUUUUUUCUCCCCCAAUGUCAAUAAAAAGAAGAAUUCAGUGCUA
Pogoniulus pusillus (Red-fronted tinkerbird) is the source of this 6448-nucleotide messenger RNA. Its product is annotated as liprin-alpha-2-like. Lineage: Eukaryota; Metazoa; Chordata; Aves; Piciformes; Lybiidae. The record is from RefSeq and is a predicted model, not a curated record. Gene Ontology annotation, biological process: synapse organization. Gene Ontology annotation, molecular function: protein binding. Gene Ontology annotation, cellular component: presynaptic active zone.